AUGCUCACAUCCACACUGCGCUCCUGUCUUAUCAUAUACGUUUUACCCACAUGUCUCUUAUCGACAGUGGUCGUUCCAGAUUAUCCAUUUGUUUAUAAACCGUCGUUUGACGGUUUCCCUUGCUCCUUGAAAGCCACUAUCCAGAGAGACGACAUCUACGCAUCUCUCGCCAAAUCUGACCAGGUAUGGAAGUCCCACUGGAUAAUUUACUUCGUAAUCGUUUGUCAAGCUUCCUCUCUCUGUUUAAUAUUGAACAUUGAUGAUGCCCAUAGAAUCCGAGAAAGGGUUUCCAAGAUGCAUGCAACAAAUCAAGGCAAUACCAGUCCCUGGAAAUACGAGCGUGUGGAAUGGAAUGGACCGGACUCUACGUUAGCUGUCACCUUCACGAAGAUUGGACAUGUCGAUGACGAUCUAACCGUGGAGGCGUUUGAGCAGUAUAUCAUCGAUAUCUCGAUGUCGAUUCCCGACGUUGAUCGUGGAAAAGAGUCACGCUUCACCUGUCGUGUUUGGUUCAAAGAGGCGAUCCGUAGGUUGAAUGACGCCCAACUUUUUGUUAAUUGUCCCGAUGUAGAUGCCCUUGAAAAAGAGCUUAAUCGGAAGGCUACAGCCCUCCAGUAUGCUCAGCUCGAUAUCACACUCCCAAAAUUGCUGGUAGCGAAGAAGGCUGCACCUUGGUCUAGCUGA
Molecule: messenger RNA, 684 nt
Organism: Desarmillaria tabescens
Lineage: Eukaryota; Fungi; Basidiomycota; Agaricomycetes; Agaricales; Physalacriaceae
Exons: 2
Coding region: 1-684 (227 amino acids)
Source: RefSeq, a predicted model, not a curated record